Messenger RNA from Erpetoichthys calabaricus (reedfish), 2326 nucleotides. It is a transcript of the gene hoxb6a, whose product is annotated as homeobox B6a. Gene Ontology annotation, molecular function: DNA-binding transcription factor activity, RNA polymerase II-specific; RNA polymerase II cis-regulatory region sequence-specific DNA binding. Gene Ontology annotation, cellular component: nucleus. NCBI's taxonomy places the organism in Eukaryota, Metazoa, Chordata, Cladistia, Polypteriformes, Polypteridae. The transcript has 2 exons. The coding region runs from base 1120 to 1812 and encodes 230 amino acids. Gene Ontology annotation, biological process: anterior/posterior pattern specification; regulation of transcription by RNA polymerase II. The record is from RefSeq and is a predicted model, not a curated record.
GAUUAAGCAACCCUUUAUAAUUUAGUAUUAUGUUUUGUUUCCUCCAUCUGCUCACAGCGCACGAGUCAUAUGGUAGAAACGCGUUGGAAGAGAAUCCAGUUGCGAUCUGUUGCUGUUGUGUGCUAUAAUUCUAAAAUAUCAGUCUGCACAGGAAAUGGGGCUAUCUUAUUACAUAGUUUAAAUGCCUCGCAUACGCAGAUGUUAACAAAAGUGUAAAAAAAAUCAUAUUGCGAUAACGAGGUCUGGAGGAUUUCUUUGAAAGUUACAAGAUGAAAACAGGUGAAGCUAGUUAAGCAUAUCUGAAAAAUGAUAUAAGAAGUAAAAUGAAAUUCCAAAUGGACUUUAAAGCCGCAAAAUUAUUUAAAGGUGGAAAGACUCAAGCUAAAGCCGUUGUUAAUAUGAAGUUCCACUGUAAAGUUGUAUACACGAGAAAAUACCAACGAUCAAAUUGCAUUUAGAAAAAUAUUAUGUUUCUAACUGAUAUUAUUUAUUUUAAACCAAAGUGUCAAUAAUGCAAAUACAGAUAUCGCCCUAAUUAGAAUAUAACGUGAUUUGUAUGAAAAAUAACAAAUAGUGAAUUAAGAAAAAAAAGAAAAAAAAAGAAAAUGCUGUUUCAUAACUGAAAUAAAAUGAUCAAAACAAGAAAAACGCAUGGAGCAGAUGUUUAAAACUCUGUUACACGGCCACGUAUACAAAGAAUUAGAAUUGUGUGUUUGAUAAAGGAUAUCUGAAAACCUUCCGUUGCGUUACUUCAUAGCAAAAGUUAUUUUGUUUUAAGACAUCGAGCUCAUAUUUUGAUCAGGAAGGUUGUUUUUACAGUAAAAAAAGAAGCGAGAGAAAUAAGAGAUUGCAGAUUUCUGAAGGUCCCUGAUGCGUGCUGUAAGAGUCCCUCAUGGUGCUAUUUUCCUAUCAAACACGCUCGCCAUUGGUCAGUUUCAGAUCAGAUGGUGCAGUUUCCUUCUGUCCCGCACUGGCACCUCGCCACCCCCCCCCCCCCCCCCCCACUCCCCCCCCCCCCUUCAGCUAAAAUCCAAUCUCCGAUAAACUACUAAUAGCUAAACCAGUUGGACUAUAAAACACAACAAAUCAUAAAGCAAGGAAAAGAAACGUCGCCUCCAAAUGAGUUCGUAUUUUGUAAACUCCACUUUCCCGGUUACUCUGCCCGGUGGACAGGAGUCUUUCCUGGGACAGAUACCGUUAUAUUCCUCGGGAUACACGGAUUCUUUAAGACAUUACCCCGCUGCUGCUUACGGAGCUACAAGCGUCCAGGACAAGGCUUACCCAUCCACUUACUAUCAGCAGGCUAACGGUGCUUAUACUCGUUCAACAACGGUUGCUACUUGCGAUUAUGGAGCAGCAAGCUUCUACAGAGAAAAAGACCCUUCGUGCACACUGUCUAGUUUGGAGGAGCACUCGCUUGUUUUGAGCCAAGACCAGCGAAAGCCUGAAUGUGCAGCGCAGAGUAAGAGCAUAUUCGCUGAAACAGAUGACCAGAAGGCAGCAACCCCAGUUUACCCCUGGAUGCAACGAAUGAAUUCCUGCAAUGGUUCUGGCUUUGGAAACAGUGGUCGGAGAGGUCGGCAGACGUACACCAGGUACCAGACUUUGGAGCUGGAGAAGGAAUUUCAUUUCAACCGGUACCUAACAAGACGUCGUCGUAUCGAAAUUGCACAUGCACUUUGUCUCACAGAACGACAGAUAAAAAUCUGGUUUCAGAAUCGGCGUAUGAAAUUUAAGAAGGAAAACAAGCUAAUCAACUCGACGCAAACAAGCGGAGAAGAUGAAGAAGAAAAGAGGACAUGUUCAAAGUAAAAAAAAAAAUCUAGAAAGUGACUGUUCACAUCUUAACUACACAUCUGAAGAUGCCUUUACUGGCAAAUAUGUUCCAACUUUCUCAAUCUUUUGUUAAUAAAAGUUUCACCAGAAUAUUGUUUAGUACUUCUGUUUUGGCAUUCCAACUUAUAUAUAAUGUUUCAGUCAAACAAACAACCAAACUAUGUUUCUAACUUUAUGUCGCUAUACGCAAUAGUCAGUAUUGAAUUGUGUGAAAAAGCUGUUUCCUCAAUGACAACAUUUCUAGCUCUUGGUGAUGUACAAAAUUCGAAGAAAUGAAAAAGGCAAAGGUGUUUCAUGCUGUUUUGUAAAUUUAUUAUACGGGGUCUUUAAAUGUGUGUUAUUUGAUAGUAAAACAAUCUACUGUAAAACUUAGAAACUACCUAGAAUGGCUUAAAAGGUUAUAUUUUAUUAAUUUUGUACGUGUUGGUGUCUGUAGUAUUGUCCAAAGUUAUAAUGAAAACCCAUGGAAUAAAACAAAAUAUUGGCUGAA